Molecule: messenger RNA, 1404 nt
Organism: Mya arenaria
Lineage: Eukaryota; Metazoa; Mollusca; Bivalvia; Myida; Myidae
Exons: 7
Coding region: 1-1404 (467 amino acids)
Source: RefSeq, a predicted model, not a curated record
AUGCACAUCAAUCACCAUUACUAUCACCAUUAUCACCUCCACCUCAAUCACCAUCACCAUCACCACAACCACAUCAUCACCUCCACCUCCAUCAUCACCUCCAGCUCCAUUGUUAAACCAUCCAUCACCAUUACCUCCACCUCCAUCACCUCAACAGUUUCCAACUGCAUAUCUAUCACCAUCACCUUCACCAUUAUCACCUCCACCUCCACCACCACCAUCAUCCCCUCCAUCUCCAAUAUCACCUCCACCAGCAUAACUACCAUGUCCACCUCCAUCACCAUCACCAUCAUCAACUCCACCUCAGUCACCAUUUCCAACUGCACUUCAAUCACCAUUACCAUAACAAUCAUUACUUCCAUCAUCACCGCCACUUCCACCUCAAUCACAAUCACCAUCACCACCACCAGAAUCAACACCCCCACCUCCACCAAAACCUCAACCUCCAUCACCAUCACCUCCACCUCCAUCAACUCAACCAUUUCCAACUGCAAAUCAAUCGUCAUCACCAUUACCAUCAUCGCCCACACCUCAACCUCAAUGACCAUCACUAACACCAUCUCCACCAUCCCCUCCACCUCAAACACCAUGACAAUCUACAUCACCAUCACCAUCAACCCCACCUUAAUCACCAUCACUACCACCAGCAACAACACCUCCACCUCCAACAUCACAUGCACCUCCAUCACCAAAUCCUCCAUCACCAUCACCUCCACCUCCACCAUUACUUCAACCUCCAUUACCUCCUACUCAAUCAACAUCCCCAUCAACACCACCAGCAUCAUAAACUCUACCAUCACCUCCACUUCCAUCACCUACACAAUCAUCACCUCCAAGUCAAUCACCAUCACUACCAACAUCAUCACGUCCAUCACCUCCACCAUUUCAAAUUGCACAUUAAUCAACAUCAGCAUUACCAUAAACACCUCAACCUUCACCAUCACCUCCACCUCCAUCACCACCACCACCUUCACCUCAAAAAAUACCACAAGCAUCAUCACCACCACCACCACCAUCACCUCCAUCACCAACAACUACAUCACAACCAACUCCAUCACCAUCACCUCCACCUCCAUCACCUCAACCAUUUCCAACUGCAUAUCAAUCACCUUCACCAUCACCAUCACCAACACUGUGCUUACCACCAUCAGCACAUCCACCACCACAACCACCACCACCACCGUGCUAUCCACCAUCAACACAUCCACCACCACCACCGCCAUCCUUCUAUCCACCAUCAGCAAAUCCACCGCCACAACCACCACCACCACCAUCUUCGUCAUCGUCAUCAUCAUCAUCAUCAUCAUCAUCAUCAUCAUCAUCAUCAUAUGCAAGACCAUCAUCACUAUCCAUUACACACUUAACCCUUGUACACGGACUUUGCAUUUUGGUCAUCAAUUCUAG